Symphalangus syndactylus (siamang) is the source of this 2184-nucleotide messenger RNA. RefSeq names its product docking protein 1 (gene DOK1). The record is from RefSeq and is a predicted model, not a curated record. Lineage: Eukaryota; Metazoa; Chordata; Mammalia; Primates; Hylobatidae. Gene Ontology annotation, cellular component: cytoplasm. Gene Ontology annotation, biological process: cell surface receptor protein tyrosine kinase signaling pathway; Ras protein signal transduction; positive regulation of MAPK cascade.
CGCGAUCUCUCCUGGCGCCCUCCGGCCACCGGGCGCCGCCGUCCCCGGGCCCCCGGACCCUGGGCGCCCAGCCCGCGCGGGACACACCCAGGCGCCGCCUCCCAGGGGCGGCCGCGUCCUUGCUGAACUCGGAACUCGCUGGCCGGCAGCGCCACCGCUGGAAUCGCCCCUGGGCCUGGGAGUGGCCUCGCGAGGCCGGCGCGCGUCCUGGGGCCGAGGAAUCCGCCUGUCCGCCCAGGCGUCGGCCACGAGAGAGCGGGAGCCUCGCUGGUCCCCAUUUCAGGGCCAGGAAGCGCGGAAGGAACCGCCGGGGGCCAUGGACGGAGCAGUGAUGGAAGGGCCGCUCUUUUUGCAGAGUCAGCGCUUUGGGACCAAGAGGUGGAGAAAGACCUGGGCCGUGCUCUACCCGGCCAGUCCCCACGGCGUAGCGCGGCUCGAGUUCUUUGACCAUAAGGGGUCGAGCUCUGGGGGUGGCCGAGGGAGCUCGCGCCGCCUGGACUGCAAGGUGAUCCGUCUGGCUGAGUGUGUGAGUGUGGCCCCCGUCACCGUGGAGACCCCGCCUGAGCCCGGCGCCACUGCCUUCCGCCUGGACACUGCUCAGCGCUCGCACCUGCUGGCGGCCGACGCGCCGUCCAGUGCAGCCUGGGUGCAGACACUGUGCCGAAACGCCUUUCCGAAAGGCAGCUGGACUCUGGCGCCUACCGAUAACCCACCUAAGCUUUCUGCCCUGGAGAUGCUGGAGAACUCCUUGUACAGCCCUACCUGGGAAGGAUCCCAAUUCUGGGUAACGAUGCAGAGGACUGAGGCCGCCGAGCGCUGUGGCCUGCAUGGCUCCUAUGUGCUGAGGGUGGAGGCUGAGAGGCUGACUCUCCUGACCGUGGGGGCCCAGAGUCAGAUAUUGGAGCCACUCCUGACCUGGCCCUACACUCUGUUGCGUCGCUAUGGCCGGGACAAGGUCAUGUUCUCUUUUGAGGCUGGCCGCCGCUGCCCCUCAGGCCCUGGAACCUUCACCUUCCAGACGGCACAGGGAAAUGACAUCUUCCAGGCAGUUGAGACUGCCAUCCACCGGCAGAAGGCCCAGGGAAAGGCCGGACAGGGGCACGAUGUUCUCAGAGCUGACUCCCAUGAAGGGGAGGUGGCAGAGGGGAAGUUGCCUUCCCUACCUGGCCCCCAAGAGCUCCUCGACAGCCCCCCAGCCCUGUAUGCUGAGCCCUUAGACUCCCUGCGCAUUGCUCCAUGCCCUUUCCAGGACUCCCUAUACUCAGACCCCUUGGACAGCACCCCUGCUCGGGCAGGAGAGGGAGUACAACGGCAGAAACCUCUCUAUUGGGACUUGUAUGAGCAUGCGCAGCAGCAGUUGCUGAAGGCCAAGCUGACGGACCCCAAAGAGGACCCCGUCUAUGAUGAACCUGAGGGCCUGGCCCCAGUCCCUCCCCAGGGCCUUUAUGAUCUGCCUCGGGAGCCCAAGGAUGCGUGGUGGUGCCAAGCUCGGGUGAAGGAGGAGGGCUAUGAGCUCCCCUACAACCCUGCCACUGAUGACUAUGCUGUGCCACCCCCUCGGAGCACAAAACCCCUCCCUGCUCCCAAGCCCCAGGGCCCAGCCUUCCCUGAACCUGGUACUGCAACUGGCAGUGGCAUCAAAAGCCACAACUCAGCCCUGUACAGCCAGGUCCAGAAGAGCGGGGCCUCAGGGAGCUGGGACUGUGGGCUCUCUAGAGUAGGGACUGACAAGACUAGAGGCAAGUCAGAGGGCUCUACCUGAGAAGGAGGGCUCCCCUGAGGUGGCUAAGGAGGAUCAUGGGGAUCAAAGAAAAUGGUUAGAACCAGCAGAAGCCAGAGGGUGGGAGGGGCCAUGCUGUGUGAGACCAGGGGACCAGAGAGAUGGGAGAGUCAAGGGAAGGACAAUCCCAGGAAGUCCUAAGAAGUGGGGCAGAUGGCAGGGCUGAGGGAUGGGCUCUGCAUCCCCCUAAAGCCAUCCCUUCCCCACUUCCCCAAAGGAAGGGAAAGCUGUGGGACCAGGUCUGUGGAAAGUGGUGCAUGGUGAGAAUGGGUGCAGUCUGAGGGGCCUGUGUGGAGGCCUCAGGGAGAUGUUGGACUGUGCCUGGAUCCUUACUUUUGCAUUGUUCUUUGCCAGAGACCUAUUUAAAAAUUUUAAAAUUCUCAUUAAAGUCAGCUUGGGUUUAA